Phaedon cochleariae (mustard beetle) is the source of this 3119-nucleotide messenger RNA. The record is from the annotation of a GenBank genome assembly. NCBI's taxonomy places the organism in Eukaryota, Metazoa, Arthropoda, Insecta, Coleoptera, Chrysomelidae.
AUCGGUGAGCAAGUGGUGCCAUCUGAGAGCACGUUUAUACCAGAUGAAUGGGGAUCUUGCAGCGUCUCCUGUGGCGAAGGAAUCCGGAAACGGGAAGUCCACUGCAAGAUAUUCCUCGAGUUUUCCAGAACAAUUGCAAAACUCCCAGAUAAACAAUGCACGGGUCCAAAACCCAUUCAAAUUGAAACAUGUUUCAAGGAACCAUGUGCCUCAGAGAGAAUUGGCGUAGACAUCAAGGACGACCCAUACAGUAGAUCUGAUAUAAAGGUUGUCCCAGGAUCUCCAGCGAAAUCUUAUUCUUGGAAAGAACAAGGUUUCACCCAUUGCAGCGCCACCUGCCUAGGCGGCACCCAAGAACUGAUAGUUAACUGUGUUAGAGAUGAUACUCAGAAAGUAACAUCACCCUAUAUGUGUCCUAUAGAGCUCAAGCCUGAAAUACGAGUACAAACUUGCAAUGAUCACCCUUGCCCUCCUAGGUGGAACUAUUCUGAGUUUUCCCCUUGCUCACAGAGCUGUGGAAUUGGUAUACAAACCAGAGAAGUCAACUGUAUUCACGAAGUGACUCAAGGAGGAGGUAAUACUAUAAUAGUACCAAAUAAUAUGUGUCCCCAACCACCACCACCUGAUAGGCAAUACUGCAAUGUAUUGGAUUGCCCAGUACGAUGGAAAGUCAACGAGUGGUCAAGGUGCUCGCAAAGUUGUGGAGGAGGCAUGAAAACGAGAAAAGUUGAAUGCAAGCAGGUGAUGGCGCAGAAUCAUACUGUAGACAGACCACCAACCAUGUGCCCAACACCAAAACCGUCUGAUUCAAAACCCUGCAAUACCAAGAGUUGCGUAGUCGAAAGCGACAAACCACACAUAGAUGUCUCCAAUAGCACUUUCAUCCAACAUGAUCCCAAAAAGAAGAAGAUAUCUUUGAAAGUUGGAGGCGCAGCAACCGUAUUCUUAGGCACUACAAUUAAAAUUAAAUGUCCUGUUAAGAGGUUUGAUAGAACAAAAAUUCAGUGGAAAAAAGAUAAGAGCUAUCUUCCUACUAUCAAAAAAUUCAAAACAUCAAAAAAAGGAGCACUAAGGGUGUCUAGUCUCACUCUCAGCGAUAGUGGUAUGUAUACUUGCGUAGCAGGUAGAUCAGAAGCUAGUAUUCAUAUCUCAGUACGACCAAAGCCAGGCGAGUUCCCAACUUCUGAAGAGAUCCAGAGACAAGGUUUUAAAGCAGAUAAGAUUGAACUCAUUGCAGAUGUCCAUUCUGAUAGGGACAGUGGCACUAUUUUCAGUGAUGAUCAUUCCCAUGAACAGAGGCCAUCCAAAUCUAGGAAGAGACCUACCUCCAAACCUGGACUGUUUUCCUCGCAGACAUUGCCCUCUCUGGUGUUGGAUUCAAAUUAUAAUGGCCAAUUCCAGAGUACCUCUUAUAAAGAAGAUCAGCAAUUGUGGCCUUUCCAGACAUUCAGCAGUUCCAGAGGGCAUAGGAUGAUAGACUACCGCAGCAACAAACACAAUAAAAAUCCACUUCUGGAUGAACCAUCAGAAACAACCGAAGAAGAGAUACCAGCGGACGAAGAUACUCAAGAUGAAGAUGAGGACAAUAUUGUAGUUCUUGGCAAGGGAAAGAAGGAAAAUCUCAUAUUCGAAUGGGAAAUGGGCUCUUGGGCGAAGUGCUCAGAAACUUGUGGUGGAAAUGGCAUUCAGAUGAGAACUUCAAAUUGUAUUGUGAGGUUGUAUAAUGCCACACAGCGUGUAGACGAUAUUCUUUGUACUGAUGCAGGACUAGAAACUCCAGAAGUAAUGAGAAAAUGCGGGUUCGACCAGUGUCCAGAAUGGACGAAUCAUAAUUGGAGCAGCUGUGAGAAAUCAAAGUGCUUUGCUUUACACAAAGCUCUUCAAAGAAGAAUAGUUAGAUGCGAAAUUGGAGGAAAUUUAACAGUGGAUCCAUCAAGAUGCGAAUCCGAUCAGAAACCUGUAGAUAAACAGGAGUGUUUCAAUGAAAAAUGCGUAGGCAAGUGGAAACUAGGACGCUGGUCUGAGUGUGACACAACCUGCGAAAUGAAGGGAUUGAAAUACAGGAUAAUCCAAUGUGUCUGGUAUGGUACGAAAAAAGCUGCUGGUACGGCUUGUAAAGGUAUUCCUCGACCACCAGUUAUGAAGCCAUGUAUGGGACCAACUUGUAAUCCAACAACAGAGUCAAGCUGCAAGGACCAUUCCAUGUUCUGUCCAAAUGUCAAAGCGAUGAACAUGUGUAGGAUCAUGAGGUAUAAACAACAGUGUUGCCAAGCGUGUGCAGGAUGAAGAAGUGGAAAGAAUUAUAGAGACUCCAAUAAGUAUUAUCCGUGAAAUUGUUGAAUUUUGAGAGAGUGAAUAUUUAUGUGAUGAAAGACAGAUUAUUAUUUUAUUGAUAUGUUUAAACAUAAAGUGCAGCUUUGAAGAUGUAGUUGAAUAUUAAGACACAAAAUAUUUUCUUCACUACUCUAGUAGUGGUAUAUCUCACACUGUAGAGUGUUGCUGUUGGAUUUGAGAGAGAACACAUGUUUUGAGUUGCGAAACAUAACCUCCUAACUUCAUGCACUUCUUUAUGUUGGGUUGCGCAAUAACUUUCAACAACUCGAGUUCAACUCAUCAAGGAUUACCUAUGGCAAUGAAUUCUCCACGCUCUCAUGAAACAGAGUAAAGAACAUAAUAUUAUUUCUAUACUUUAUUAUAAUCCGCACUCAUUGCAGCAACGCCAGUCCAUAAUGAGAAUACAAUACACUCGCUCAAUUUACAUAAUUUCAAUACUGGCCCAAUGAAACAAUAAUGUUCUUAUUAAUUAUUAUCAGAUGAAACAUGAAGAGAAUAUCAUUCAAUACUCACAUCUGACAAUGACUUUUUAUUUUUAAAUUUCAAAUUUGAACAAAAUCAUGAAUGAGAAGGAAACUUGACUCUCUUAACAAUAUGUCGAGUGGAGAUUAUAUAACUGAGUCCUCAUUCAAAAUGCAUCACGUGAUACAUUUUGAACGACUUCAUCACAUUCGCUGACAAAAAAUCUCAGAAUUAUCAGCGGGACUCUUCGGGUCUCGACAUUAGGAGAACACAUUUUUGGAAGCAUAGAUGACAAUGCCAAUGAAUACAGUAGGCUGAUGUCA